This is a messenger RNA of Colletotrichum truncatum, 909 nucleotides long. RefSeq names its product transcription initiation factor TFIID subunit 9. Gene Ontology annotation, molecular function: RNA polymerase II general transcription initiation factor activity; protein heterodimerization activity; transcription coactivator activity. Gene Ontology annotation, cellular component: transcription factor TFIID complex; SAGA complex. Gene Ontology annotation, biological process: RNA polymerase II preinitiation complex assembly; DNA-templated transcription initiation. NCBI's taxonomy places the organism in Eukaryota, Fungi, Ascomycota, Sordariomycetes, Glomerellales, Glomerellaceae. The record is from RefSeq and is a predicted model, not a curated record.
AUGGCUUCACAAGCAUCCGACCCGCAAACGAACGGCGUGCCCUCUUCCUCAGGCGCUUCCGGCUCUCAGACGGUCAACAACACCCAGGCGACUGCAGCGACGACAACCACAGGCUCGCAGCCGCCCUCCCAGUCCCAACCAACGCAAUCCACACCAGCGCAGUCUCAACCACCAAGCAACCAGCAGAAUACGCAACAGCAGCAGCAACAAUCCUCAUCAAAUCCCCUCGGUCCCAACGCCGCGACGGCCCCCCGCCCCCGCGAUGCCCGCAUGAUCGAGCUCCUCCUCACCUCUCAGGGCGUCACCUCGUACGAGCCUCGAGUGCCUCUCCUGCUCCUUGAUUUCGCCUACCGACACACUUCGAGCAUUCUUAGCGACGCAAUUUACCUCUCUGCAGACCCAUACACUACUCACGCGGGCUCCAAACCCUCUGCCUCAGCAGGUGCCACGGCUUCUUCCAUUCCCGGCUCAGGCGACGCUGCUGUGAGCGCUAACGCCGUCAAGCUCGCCAUCUCCGCUCGCCUGGGCUACCAGUUCCGCGGAGGCGGCGGCGCAGGAGGCGUGUCGAAGGAUUGGCUGCAGGAGCUCGCGCGGGAGCGUAAUAAGACAGCGUUGCCCAAGGUCGCGCAGAACGAGUGGGGUCUGCGACUGCCUAGUGAGCGAUUCGUCCUCAGCGGUGUCAGCUGGGGCCUCAAGGACGUCUGGGAAGAGGGUGGUAUCGAUGAGGACGAGGACGAGGAUGAAGAAGGCGCGAAUGCGGGUGGUGGUGGUGCCAUGGAGGGUGUGGAGUCGACGAACGCAAACACGGCCGAUGAGGAUAUUGGCGGCGACGGCGUCGAAGGUGGUACAAUGGAGGAUGUGUUCGGGAAGGACGUGGACGAAGACGCGGAUAUGGGGGGAACAUCCUAG